Molecule: messenger RNA, 3294 nt
Organism: Bubalus bubalis (water buffalo)
Lineage: Eukaryota; Metazoa; Chordata; Mammalia; Artiodactyla; Bovidae
Gene: SACK1F
Product: family with sequence similarity 83 member F
Exons: 6
Coding region: 95-1759 (554 amino acids)
Source: RefSeq, a predicted model, not a curated record
CCGCCCUCGCGGCCAGGUGAGGCGCCCCGCCCCUCGGCGGCUUCAGGUGCGGCGGUGGGACCGGGGGCCGCGGCCGGGCCGGGGCCGGGGCGCCAUGGCCGAGUCCCAGCUGAGCUGCCUGGACGAGACGCACGUGAACGAGCGGGUGACCGAGGCGCAGGCCGCCUUCUACUACUGCGAGCGGCGGCGGGCCGCGCUGGAGGCGCUGCUGGGCGGCGGCGAGCAGGCCUACCGCGAGCGGGUCAAGAAAGAGCGGCUGCGGGACUUCCUCUCCAGCCAGGAGCGCCAGGCCCUCCGCGCCGCCUGGAUCCCCUACGAGGAUGUCGCCGCCGCCGCCCGGGGCAAGAGCAAGGCCAAGGCCAAGACCCCGGUUCAGGCCUCGGCCGAGCCGGGUGAGUCUCUGGCCUACUGGCCCGACCGCUCAGACACCGAGGUGCCCCCACUGGACCUGGGCUGGACCGACGCGGGCUUCUACCGCGGCGUGAGCCGCGUCACCCUCUUCACCCACCCCCCCAAGGACGAGAAGGCGCCCCAUCUGAAGCAGCUGGUCAGGCAGAUGAUCCAACAGGCCCAGAAGAUAUCAAAGGAGGAGACAGCUAACCAAGUGCCCGAUGAGAAGUAUUACAGCAUCAGAGCCUCUUUGCUGCCGCCUGCAACAGCGUCUAGAAACUCCUGCUGCCUCGAAUUAACCUCUCCCCCCAGGUGCUGCGCAUCAGUGGGUAACCAGGUCGUUGCUGUGGUCAUGGACCUCUUCACCGAUGGCGAGAUCUUCCAAGACAUUGUGGACGCCGCCUCCAAGCGCCGGGUCCCCGUGUAUAUCAUCCUGGAUGAGGCAGGUGUGAACUACUUCCUGGAGAUGUGUCAGGGCUUGGAGCUCCCUGACUUUCGUAUUCGGAACAUCCGUGUCCGCUCUGUGACAGGUGUGGGCUUCUACAUGCCCAUGGGGAAGGUCAAGGGGACCCUGUCGUCAAAGUUCCUCAUGGUAGAUGGGGACAAAGUAGCCACUGGAUCCUUCAGCUUCACCUGGAGUUCCUCCCACGUGGACAGGAACCUCCUCCUCCUCCUGACGGGGCAGCACGUGGAGCCCUUCGACGUGGAGUUCCGGGAGCUGUACGCCAUCUCCGAGGAGGUGAACUUGUACCAGCAGCUGGGCCUGGCAGGAGGCGCUGGCAGGCCCGGCCUCCACUACUCCUCCACCGUGGCGCGCAAGCUGAUCAACCCCAAGUACGCCCUGGUGGCGGGCAGCCGGCCCCCGCCCGGGGAGAUGAUGCGGUGGGCUGCCCGGCAGCAGCAGGAGGCCAAUGGCCAUGCCGAAGGGCAGGAGGAGGGUGGCAAGGGCGAGUCGGCCCGGCGCCUGGAGAGCUUCCUGCACGACCUGGCCACCCUGGAGCAGGUGCUGCCCCCCGUGGAGCCGGUGCCCCUAAGAGAGCUGAAUCGGAGGGAUGCCCGGGGGAUCUCCCACCUGCACACGGACCUGAAGUCCAGACCCCGAGAGGCCCUUGCCCGACACAGCAAGGGAGAAGCCGCCAACGGGGAGGCCACCCUGGCCAAGGAGGGCAGGCGCUUCGGCAGCAGGAUCUUCAGCCGACGGUCCAAGAGGCCCGUGGCACCCAAUGGCACAGCCAGUGCCCUCUCCCCCAAGGCCUUGGCCGAAGCGGAGUUUAUGACGGGGAAGAGGCCCAACGAGGGCUCCAGUGCUGACAUCUCAGGUAAAGGCAGUCCCAGUCCUGCCAAGAAUAGCAACUGCGUGAUCUCCUGAGCUGCGAGCCAGCUGUCGGAGGACCUGUGGAUGCCCCGUCCUGUCCUGUGGAGACACAGUUCAAACCCUGCGCCAGUUUGCACAUCCGACCCUACUGGCCUUCCACCCCAGCAGCCUCCAUCCUGGCCUCAGGGACCCUGUAUCCCAGAUGUGAGGAUCUGCAGCAUCUCAAGUCAACCGCGCGCCUCCACAAGACUGUCGUGGCCAGGCCGAGCUCACCACUUGUUUACAUGAAGUGGAAGCUUCACUAGUGUCCACUCUCCUUUAUGCCCAGCCCGCUGCCUCCCCUGGGCCAGCCUUGCCCUGCAGGCCCCCAGGUGGGGUGCGCCUACAUCUUUAUACCUGAAUGUGAUGGGCUCUCUGGGGCAGCUCCAGUCCCCCAGCCUCUCCUUCCCUGGGCUUCCUGGUGCUGCUGGUUCCCCAAGAGGUCUGGUGGAAUAGAAGGGACAAGGACAGGGCUCUGAGCCAGGAACCUGGUCUCACUCGAGCUUCUGAACUCAGGAUGGGAGACUCAGCGAGGAUGGCUGGGGGCUGGGGGCUGAGGCCUUCCUGGCCUGUCCCUGCAGGCUCCUACUCUAGACUCUGCGUGGAUUGAGGGCAGAAUUUGACCCUGCCAUUUUGAGAGCCCUGGUGCUGGGGUCUCCCUUCCCUCCCCAGCACCAUCCUGAAUGGUCCAGGUCUCCUUGGGUGCUGCAAGCCGAUGUGGUGGUUCCCCAAGUGCCUUUACCUGAGGCCCUCCUUCCCUUUUGUGCCUUGAUCUGCAGCCCCAAAGCAGGGAGACCCUGGCUGAUGCUCUGGUGGUGUGGGAGGCUGGGCCAUCUUCAGGAGUGUUUGCCCUCCCUCCACCCCAGGACCCAGGGCUUGCCCUCAGUCCCCCUCACCAGCCAGGAUGUACGUGCCUUCUGUGGUUACACGUUGGCCAAAGACCGGCCUUAGCCUCCUGCCAAAACCAGACUGUAAUGAGGUGCCUCAGCCUUACUGGCUUCUAAGAGCCCUGGCCUAAAUGCCACAAUGCCAGGCCAGGAAGACCAGCUGAAAAUCGUACACCGCCCCCUCUUCAUAUGUGUGACUGAGCAGAUCUGCGGAGAGAACUGGGGAGUGGACAGCAGAGAAACUGCCGGACCACAGGGGCUGAGCUGGCCCCGCCUCGGGCCGGGUUGCUGGGGGGCCUGGAGAGCCCAGGCUACGGCAACUGCGAAAGCACCACGCUCAGCCUCUCCCAGCCUCCUACUUCUGAGCCAAACUCUCAUCCUCGGCUCUUUCCUUCUGCAAAACCCUGGGCAGCGGCAGCACCUUGGGGAGGGUCCAGAUGCUCCGGUGGCGCAGACACCGGCACUUGGUGGCAGUGGGAGCAGGGGAGCCCCGAGCAUCCUCUGAGAGGAGCCUGGCCUCCCAGGUGGGCGGGAGGAGGGGCAGGGGAAGGAAGGGAGGACCUGGUUCCUGAGGCGGGUAGAGUGCCGAGGAACCUGAUCCCCCCACUCCCUGAGCUUGUGUGAGAUUAAACACUUCCUGGGAACUGUUUCCUUAUGCACCAA